Messenger RNA from Triticum turgidum subsp. durum (durum wheat), 1623 nucleotides. NCBI's taxonomy places the organism in Eukaryota, Viridiplantae, Streptophyta, Magnoliopsida, Poales, Poaceae. The record is from the annotation of a GenBank genome assembly.
AUGGCGCCGGAGCCGGAGCCGGAGGACGGGAGGGAGCUCUACGCGCUGCUGCACCUCUCGCCGGAAUCCUCCGACGAGGAAAUCCGCAGGGCAUACCGCCAGUUCGCGCAAAUCUACCACCCCGACAAGUACCAGGACGCCCAGAUGAAGGAUGUAGCAACUGAAAACUUCCAACGGAUACGUGAUGCAUAUGAGAUACUAUCGGAUGAGAACAAAAGACAGAUCUAUGAUAUUUAUGGCAUGGAAGGUUUAAAUUCUGGUCUGGAACUUGGUCCCAAGUUAAAUAAACCCGAAGAAAUCAAACGACAGUUGGAAGAGCUGCGACGGCGUAAGGAGGAAGAGAAACUUUUCGUUCAUGCUCGAUCCACUGGAUCAAUCCUAGCUAAUAUCUCAGUGCCACAAUAUUUAGAUGGUGACGGCAUCAUGGGAGGAAUGGGAAUGUCUAGUGAAAUUGAGCUGCCAGUAUCCAAGCAAAACACUGUCACUGUUGGUGGAAAUUUGGUCGUCAAUGGUACGACUGGAUCUGGUGCAGCAACUGCUGUGCUGCGCCAUCAGCUGUCUUCUGUGUCUUCGAUAGACUUUAUGGCAACAGCUGGACUACGUUCCCUUAUUGGAGUACAGACAUUUCGUCAGAUUUCACCAAAUUCAACAGCAACUUCUGGAAUUGCUCUCUCAUUGAGAGACGGAUCUGUUAAUCUGUCAAAUGGCUGGACUCGCCAAUUAUCUGAAGACACUGUUGGCAAUAUACAACUUGUCCUUGGUACUGAAUCAAAUAUAUCUGUCGGAUGGCAAAAGAAGGAUGAAAAAAGGUCUGCUGCAGGAGAAAUAAAGUUUGGUACUAAUUCAUUUGGGGCGUCUGCUCAUUACACCCAUCGUUUCUCCUCAAAGUCCCAUGGUCGUAUUGCUGGUAGAGUUGGAAGCACGGCCCUUGAUUUUGAAAUUGGAGGAGGAAGACGGAUAUCAGAGUUCAGUACUGUAAGGAUGCUCUAUAAUAUAGGAAUCCAGGGUGUCACUUGGAAAUUUGAGUUGAAUCGUGCUGGGCAAAAGUUAGUUAUCCCAGUCUUGCUUUCAACUGACUUCAAUGCGUUAUUCGUCACCGGCGCAUUUGCUAUUCCUUCAACUCUAUAUUUUCUACUUCAGACAUAUGUUGUGAAGCCUUAUUAUCUAAGGCGAGAAAAGCAGAAGACACUUGAAAAAAUGGAUAGCUUGUCUACACAGCUAACAGAAGCUAGACAAGCAGCUAAGAAGUCACAAAGAUUGCUGGAACCUGUCUCUAAUCGCAAGAAGAAUAAACAGCAGGAGAGUGAUGGUCUGGUAAUCACAAAAGCUCUGUAUGGCAAUCAUAAAAAGGUCAAAGAGAGUAGUCAAUUGAGUGAGAUAGAUGAUAACGUGGCUUCACAAGUAUUAGAUGUGACAAUCCCACUCAACUUCCUCGUGACCGAGGCAGGUCAGCUCAAGCUUCACGAGGGGAUAAAGAAGUCUGGAAUAAUGGGCUUCUAUGAUCCUUGCCCCGGAGAUCCGAAGCUACUGCUCGUCGAAUACAUCUUUCAUGGUCGGCAAUACAAGGUAAUGGCAGAUGAUUACGGUGCACUGUCGAUACCACAAGACAUUCAUGAGAUUUGA